UUCAGGUUGGACUCUUCUCGUUUACCCAUUAAUCCCAACCAUUCUGCAAAAUUUCAGCAAUUAGGUCACCAAUCAGACUCCAUUGGACAAUUUCUUCGGUCAACAGAUCGCUGAAUUCCAACGAGAAACCACCACCACACUCGCCUAUUUCUCUCUUUCUUUGAAACUUCUUGCGUGGUUCACUCGCUUCUUCUCUGCGCAUCAGCAAUUAACGCACCUCCGAUCUUCCUCCUACAAUGGCGAGUAACUGCUGCGGGUACUGUGGGCGCCGCACUUGGGCACUUCUACUCCUCGCCACUGCUAUACCAAUCGCCCUAAUCGCGUCCCUGGAGCGGGCAGCUACAGCUACCAAUGGCUCCCUCAGGUACAGGAGCGGCGGCUGGCUAAGGGAGUGCGCCAAGUGGGACCAUGCACGUCGCAGAUUUCUCAUAUCCACCUUCUUCGACGGAGGAGUCGCUGAGAUCCGCCUCCCCGCCAUCUCCGAUGGCUCCGAUGGCUCCGAUGGCUCCGACCUCCAGGAGCGCACAUUCAUCGCCGACGCUGAUGUCGCGGGAAACGCAUCGUUGGGCAUCUUAAUCGAUGCGAAGCGAGACCGGCUCCUUGUCGUGUACGCUGAAGUCAUGGGAUUAUCCUCGUCGGCGGUUGCAGCUUACGGCCUUGAGUCCGGCGAGCGCUUCUUCCUUACUCGCCUCAGCCGUCCAGGUGCGCCGCUCUAUCUCCUACCCCACCUCUCUCUCUUCUCUUAUUUCAAUCUGAACUCACUGGCGUCGUUUGAUAUGGGUUGGACUGGACGGUAAAUAAUCAUAUUAAUAAAAAACUGGCCUUCUUUUGCAUCUGCUUGGUCGGACACAGCAUGUGCGGUUUACAAUUGUAAACUAAUCAUUGGACGGACGAAUGUAGGUUUUGUACUUCUAAAUUCUAAUUAUUACAUAUUUUGUCAAAUUUUUUCA
Messenger RNA from Dendrobium catenatum, 950 nucleotides. RefSeq lists its product as uncharacterized. The transcript has a single exon. The coding region runs from base 237 to 797 and encodes 186 amino acids. NCBI's taxonomy places the organism in Eukaryota, Viridiplantae, Streptophyta, Magnoliopsida, Asparagales, Orchidaceae. The record is from RefSeq and is a predicted model, not a curated record. Gene Ontology annotation, cellular component: endoplasmic reticulum.